CCCAAACUGGUUUUCCGCUGGACCCCAGAAGGCUCUCUCUCUUAGGAGACCCACGACCUGACCCACAAAGUUCCGCUGCGUGCCCUGGGAACUGCCAGCAGAUCCCAGCCUUGCCAGCUGUCUCCAGAUCCUGAGACCUGUGCCCCGACAGACAACAGACGCAGCCACAGCCCAGCCCGCCAUGGCCCAGUUGCUGAUGGUCACGGUAACCCUCGGUUGCAUCAGCCUCCUCUACCUGCUCCCGGGCACGUUGUCUGGCAGCCUGGGCAAGGGACUGAGACUCUCCAGACCUAGAGAGCCCCCAGCCAAGAUUCCUUCCAAUAGCCUGCAGCCUGAACACCCUUCACUUCGACCUGCAGCCUGGAAGCCUCGUCAUGCUCCCCAGCCACAGGGGAGGGGCAACCGGGCCCUUGCUAUGGUUCAUCUGCCUCAGGGUGGUGGCUCACGACACCCGGGUCCCCAGCGUCACAUGGGAUCCCGAAGACCCCAUGCCCAGCUCCUGCGGGUUGGCUGUGUACUGGGUACAUGCCAAGUCCAGAAUCUCAGCCAUCGCCUGUGGCAGCUUGUCCGGCCAGCUGGCCGGCGGGACUCGGCUCCUGUGGAUCCUAGCAGCCCCCACAGUUAUGGCUGAGGUGGGUCCUCGGUAUUCCACCUGGAGUGCUGUGCUCUGAUCCCAGAGCUGCAGCUGAGCUCCCCGCCCUGGCCCAAUUCUCUGGAGCUCCUGCUUGUAGCAGUUCCUCAUAAACCUAUGAGGAUAUGCGGAUCUAGGCUGUAGAAUCGGCACCGACAGGGGUCUGCACAUCACAGGACUGUGUACACUCAGGGUACAGGUGCUUGGAAGAAGUGAUGUUGGUAUGACAUACCACAAGGAACUUGAGGAGGCGUGCGCCUAAAGAGAUGGGCAAAAGCUAGAGUCUUAAACACAGCUCUACCUAUGGAGCAAGCAGGAGGAAGGCUGGAGCGGCCCCUGUGACCCCACCCCACCCUAACUCCACUGGGAAUUAAAGUCUGACUAUGGGCGAAA
Messenger RNA from Mastomys coucha (southern multimammate mouse), 1024 nucleotides. RefSeq names its product adrenomedullin 2 (gene Adm2). Gene Ontology annotation, biological process: positive regulation of heart rate; regulation of systemic arterial blood pressure; adenylate cyclase-activating G protein-coupled receptor signaling pathway. The coding region runs from base 182 to 631 and encodes 149 amino acids. NCBI's taxonomy places the organism in Eukaryota, Metazoa, Chordata, Mammalia, Rodentia, Muridae. The transcript has 3 exons. The record is from RefSeq and is a predicted model, not a curated record.